ACAAGAGCCUACACAGGCCCCUUGGAGCUCAAAAAGCACCAUCAGCACACAUCCUGUGGCACCCCCAGGAACUGUCCUUCGCUUUUUAAAAGGAAGAAGGAAAAGCAAGGAACCAGUGUGAGACAUGAGAGCCAACAGCACCAGCCUGGCAGGAAGGCUCCAGCGUAUGAAAAUGUCACGGAGUUUCCAGUCUAUGCUACCGUGAAUAAACGCAAGAACACAAAGCAGGAUGACAGCAUUCAUUAUGCAGACAUCCAGGUGUUCACCAAGGUGCGGGAGCGCUCUGCAGAAGAGGUGAAGAACUUGCAAAUGCAGAAUGCCACAGAGUAUGCCACCCUCAACUUCCCCCGGCCCAGACUGAAAUACGACAGCAAGAAUGGGACCUUGGUUUAAAAAGCUUGGUAGCCCCUGCCUCCUUCAGCAGCUAAAGGAUUCCACAGAUAUAAAGAUGCUGCAGGCUCAGGCUAACCUUAUGAACACAGCAAGCCUGCCUACAGAGCAGAGCGGCCGCAUCUUCCACCUGCACGAGAACACACACAUUUACUCUCACGUGAGGAGUAGUCACCUCUGGUUCUGCUGGUCAAAAACCAACCUGUUCCCCUUGGCUCUGCACAGCUCUGUGUGGAGUGAAGCAUACAAGAUUCUGUUCUGGGGCAAGGAAGAUGUUGCCAUGGGAUUUUAUGCUGAUAUUAAGAACAGAAUGUGGUUGAUAGUGGGAGGAAAUUGCAUGGAAGUUCUAGCAGUAACUGCCUAAGGAAGUUACUUCUACAGUAACUUCUAAGGAAGACUAAGGUCUUCCUCUGGUACCAGCUGCUGCACACUGCAGUCAUGCACAUCGUGCAUCUCCUUUUCUCAAAAAGCAGUAUUUUCCCACCAUGCACAGCACACUGAGACCAAGGCCAGAAAUGCAGAAUUAACAAAGGGAUACAGAACAGUUCCUUCCAUUGAAGGUGGUACCAAUUGACAUUCUUAUCCCAACAUGCACAGAAGUGAGCAAUGAGCUCUUUUCUCUGAAAAUAAAGAAAACCUGCAGCUUAUCUGAAAGGCAGCCACUUAAAGCCACUGCCUAUAUUUAGGGUAGUUACCCAGUCCUUGAGCUGCAGUAGCUGUUUGCAUGCCUGAGACACUGUGAAUGAAUCCUGGACAAUUUUAAAGAGAGCUUUGCACUUCUUCUCCAUUAAUUUUUUAUUUUGUGUUGUCAGCCUUAGUUAUAAAACCCUGCAACAUAGAGUACAUGCCAUGUGGUGUCUUCUGCUAAAACUCCUGAAGACGCUUUGGAGAAUUUGCUUAUGGGUUUAAAAUAGUGUUAGCAGUGCAGGACAGCAACCGUCCACAAUCUUCUACCACAGGACUGCAUCUGACAGUUGUGUUGGGAGCUGAGAGGGCUCCCAAGCAGUGUCCUCAGGCCCUGAGUCAGUAGUUGGCACAUUGUAUUCCUAAGUAAUGGUCUGCAUGGCCAAACGUGGGUCCUGGAGCAACCUGUUUAUUGCCAGUGUUGAAAAAUGGACAUCUGGUACCUUUUAUAAAUGUGCAGUGUUUUGCAUAUUAUGGCUCAUCUAAAUGCAAAAGGAAAACCAUGAGGGAGUUCCUCCUUGUAACAAAGAAUAAAGCUGGUACGGGUACUGUGUGCUAAGACAGGAGUGCUGUGAGGACCAGUACUACAACCUUUCUACCUGAGCAGGUCUUUUUGCUUGUGCUGUCCAGCAGACAUCAUCAGAGCUAUUAUAAGGCCAGACUAAAGUUUGCAAAAAGGCUUUUUUAAAUAAUGAAUGGGAACAGUCUAUUUUUCUACCUGAACAGGAUAUUUUAUUUUCACCCACGCUAUUGAGCUGAGCCCAGCUGGGCUACUGGAAGGCCUGCAGUGUAAGGCAUAGUCAUUUAGGUUGGAAAAGAUCUCUGAGGUCCCCGUGUCUGACCGCAGCCCAUCCUGCCGUGCCCACUGGGCGCCCUUCAGCGGGCAGCCUGCUGAGGUAUGCCGUGUCCUGAAGGUGGCCCUGCGUUUAGAUCGGCGGUAGCGAUUCGGCUUGAUUGCCAGGCCCCGAACUGAUCAGAAGCCAAAGUCACACGUUCUGAAGUUUUUUCCUAAAAGCCUUGUUUUUGCACUUGAUUAACAGACUCCAGCAGCCUGUGUUGAUAUAUCGAAUGCUCCUUGGACAUUAAAGAUAAGAUUUUUGAUUCGA
This is a messenger RNA of Meleagris gallopavo (turkey), 2180 nucleotides long. Lineage: Eukaryota; Metazoa; Chordata; Aves; Galliformes; Phasianidae. The record is from RefSeq and is a predicted model, not a curated record.